AUGUCGAAAUCAUUCGCAGCAAUCAGAUCAGCAGCCAUCGACGGGCGUCUUCACAACCCGUUCUACCGAAAAGAUCAACUGCGGAAUCUUCACAGCGCGCUGGCAGAUAAAGCUGUUCAGAUUCAAGAUGCUAUUGCGAAGGAUACGAGGCAUCAACCUGCUGAGGUCAAGGUUGAGUAUUGGCUUGCUUUACAAGCUAUUGCCGAAGCGCAUGAGGCGCUUGAUCCGGUGAAAGCGAUUGAGGAUGAGUAUGCUGUUACGAAAGGUCAUGAUGAUGUUACUAGUCGGGAACCGAUUGGCAUUGUUAUUAUUGAACCGGCGUAUCAUGCGUUCUUUUAUGGAUUGAUUGCGGCGUUGGCGCCGGCUCUUGCGGCUGGAAACUGUGUUGUUGUACAGGCUCAAAAUUCACUGCGUGAGACACCAAAGAUUGUGCUAGAUUUGAUCGCCAAGUCUUUGGAUAGAGAUAUCUUCACAGUCUCGAACCAAGAAGUCACAGCAGAAGAUAUCAACGUUCCUCACAUUCGCGUCUCACAAAAUGGCUCAGACGGUCCCAUUCUGAAAGACCAUCUCGUCUCGGAUCCAGAGGCACCAGUCGUAGCAUUCGUGGAGAGAGAUGCAGAUAUCCAAGCAGCAGCAAAAGCUCUUGUAUCCGCGCGCUUCAGCCUCCAAGGUAAAGCGCCUUACGCCCCUGACGUUGUCCUCGUCAACGAAUGGGUAAAGAAGGAUUUACUUCGAGCUCUUGUGCAACAGAGUACUGAGUUCCUAGCCAAUUCUCCGAAUAAAUCUAAAGCUCCCAAGUCAGCGCUGUCGAAAGAGGUUGAGAAGGAUGAUUCUGUGCAUGUUGUGCUUUCUGGAUCGAAUGGGGUGAUUCUUGAUGUUGAAAGCAGACAAUCGAGUUUGCUUCAGCAAAAGGUUGAUGAGACGACGCUUAUCGUGCAUGCUGUUACGAGCAUGGACGAUGCUAUUGAUGCUUCAAGAGAUAUUGGAUCUCUGGCCGCUGCUUAUGUCUUCACCAAUCCUGCCAUGGCCAAGUAUCUAUGCCAAUUCGUAGAUACAGCCGUCAGCUUCGUUAACCACAUCCCCACCAAACUACUCUACUCCCCAACCGCACCAUCCGGCAUCCCUCCCCAAUCUGGCACCAACAACAUCUACCACCAAGAUCUCUUCUCCCGCCUAAAGCCCAAGUAUCUCACCAAAUCCGCCACGGACAGCAAGCUCGACAAGAUUGUCAACACAACUUCGACCAGAGAGCUAAGUGCACUAGAUCAAGAAGCUACGAAGAGUCUCCCCGAGAUGAAGCGUAAGCUGAAGGGAACGAAGCUUGGUUUCUUUGAGCAGGGUAUUGUGACGAGUUUGGUGUUCAUCUUGACAACUGCUGUGUCGGGGACGGGUAUUCUUGGAUACUAUGGAUAUAGGUACUUGAGAUCGUGA
Molecule: messenger RNA, 1431 nt
Organism: Fusarium redolens
Lineage: Eukaryota; Fungi; Ascomycota; Sordariomycetes; Hypocreales; Nectriaceae
Product: Aldehyde/histidinol dehydrogenase
Exons: 4
Coding region: 1-1431 (476 amino acids)
Molecular function (GO): oxidoreductase activity, acting on the aldehyde or oxo group of donors, NAD or NADP as acceptor
Source: RefSeq, a predicted model, not a curated record